GCCUAGUAGUAUUGCCGCUGGGACUCUCCUCAUCCGCUUUCAAAAAAUUGGAAAUUGGCACAUUUAAACGCCCAAAUGAUCAGAUUCAGGGUGACGUGUGCGGUGGCCGACACUGGAAUGGGAGGAACCAUGCCAGCAUGAGUGGGCUGUAUACCGGCCCUGGCAGGGAGACUCAUCAGUCCAGCUGCCCUUUGACCCCAGGCCAUGAUCUCUCCGCCCCCUCCAGCUCCUCCAGACGCCAUGACCAUAAGAUCGGCCUGACCAUGUCUGCCACCGCCUCCUCCCUCAAGCAUGCGUCCAUCUAUGGGUUCGCACAAAGGGACCACUCCUCCUCUUCUUCUUCCUCCUCCUACAGCCCCCUCAGAAGGCUGCAGCACCUCACCACCAUGGUGAGCCAGCCUGACCUGGUGCUGCCGGCGAGGGAGCCGGAGAGGAGCUGGGAGUGGGGGCUGAACAAGAAGGAGAGGGGGAAGGAGAGGGGCACCUGGGCUGAUUGCACCAGCGGUGAUUAUUCUGGUACAAGCAGAGGGGAGAGUUUAGGUAGGUCUUCUUCUGGACAGCAACAGCCGGUGGUCCAAACAGGAAGUACGGACUUUCCAGCAGUCAACCAGAGCUCUUCUGCUGUCUCGGAGAAAAAGUCAGAGGGUUGUUUUUCCGGCCCGCCAAGCCCAGCCUUCUCUCUGGAUAGCAACAGCCCCUUUGCUAACGGCUUCCUCCACUUUGAGUCGUCCUUGUUCGAGGAUGACGACAACGAUGAAGAGCAGGAGGCCGUGUCACCUGUGGGAGGCCUACAGGACGAACGGGAAAGUGGGGGGAAAGUUCUUCAGUCUCCGCCUAAGGAUUUAAAUACAGACUGUAAGGAUGCUAACGUGUCGUCCGCUAAGGUGGUCACCCGGUCCCAGUCGUCGGGCCAGCGCAGGAGAUACUGGGAUGGCUCGGAAGACGAGUGGGAGAGCGACACCGAGCUGUUGCUGCUUGAUGAUAGUCUCUCAAGGCCUUCAAUGGCAAGUUGUACCCUUAUUAUCCUAAGUCUGCUUGUCACAAAUGGCUUUUAAGUGUUUCAUAAGCAAUAUCCACAACCUAGUACAAUCAACACACAGCUUCCUUUUUUUGGAGUAGAGACACAAGUCAUGCCUCCAUAACUGUAGUCCUGUUGCCUUGUUCCCCUGUUCCAUAAAGAAGCUCCAUCGUAAAUUAAACCUUAAAACAUUUCUAUUAAUUCCACAAUGACGUAAUAUUGGGGACCUAGUCUGUGAAUUCACUUUGCCUCAAGGUGUGCAGAAGCGUGAGAGAGCACGUUACAGCGGCCGCUCCACAUACACACACACACAGUCAGCCAUGCGUCUCCACCGAUCCUGUAUCACCCUUGUAAUGCAUCUGUUACUACUUCCAAAGGCGGUAAGGGGGAGGAGGGAGAGGGAGGGGGAUUACUUCGUCCUCCCAUUAGCCUCAGAGACAUUCAGAUUGGAGGCUAAACGUAAAUAUCACGCCUUGAAAUAGCAGUCUGAAUGGGGCUAGAGGGACAGGUGCGGUCCCCCUGCAGUUGCUGCAGAUGCAGGAGUGUUGGUUCAGUGCUAAAGUUCAGGUACUCCCAUGCACCCCUUUUUAAUUGAUUGCACCAAAAAUUGCACUCGAUCAAAGCUUAACUCACAGACGUACAUUUUGAUUAAUGUAUUGUCCGCUUCAUUUUAGGACAUCACCGUCUCAACUGUCCAUUAAAAAUCAAAAUCACACCCAAAAAGCCACUUAAAAACCUGUAGGAGAAAAUGCUCCUCACAACUUCAGAAUUUGCCUGAAGAAGAUCUUAGCUCUGAGAUUUCUUUGUGUAGAGAUAAUCAAGCGAUAAUCGCCUGCACUUCCAUGGCUACUUUACAAACAUGAACUUUCAAACAUUUGACCAGACCUACUUGGGUGGUUCCAGUUUGCCAAAAUGUAAACAAGUAUAAAGAUACAGUGGACCAUAACUUCAGCCAGGGUCUGUUAGCAGUGGGCUGAAGUAUUUGACCUAUGCGAAUGACCCCCAUGGCAACACUUUACUUUCUAGUUACAUCAUACAAAAAAAAUAUGGGAAUUGUGUUCAACAUAAUUUAGUUAAGUAUUGCUCCUCAUAUAAGUUGUAAGACAAGGAAUUAUGAUCUUAAAAGCACAAAAGUAAAAUACCUAGAAAAGACAGUGACAGAGUGUGGCUUUACAUUUAGUUCCUGGAGGUUUGUUCAAGUUUCAUAACAAAGAUCUAAUUAAUGGAUGGCACUGAAUGGCACUGACGAUGAAGUAGUAAUAUCAAUAAACCCAUAA
Molecule: messenger RNA, 2295 nt
Organism: Labrus bergylta (ballan wrasse)
Lineage: Eukaryota; Metazoa; Chordata; Actinopteri; Labriformes; Labridae
Source: RefSeq, a predicted model, not a curated record